UUGAUUUGAUUUGUGCCAGGCAUAUUUGGCCUGUUUUGACGUGUUAUCCGUGACCAGUAAGGCACAGGUCUGUACAAACAGCAAAGCGCACACCACAAGCGGUGCAAUUUCCUCCGACGGACGCGGAUUUCCAGCUUCGGUUUUCGGUACGGUAUCUUCAGCGAAGAACCGUGCUGUUUCCUUAGCUGUGCAAGAGUUCAAGAGUUUCAGUCGUCGGUGUUCCUCGGUGUAGAGUCUUCAGCGAAGACCUACACUGGUGUCACCGAUACUCGGCAAGGAUUCAGCGAAUCCUAAGCCGUGGGCCACAAGCGGCGAAGCGCCAAAGGGGCGCACGGGACAAGACCAGAUCAGACUCCUCCAAACUGGAGUAGAGCACCACUACUGUUGCUACGGCAGUCAGCCGGCACAGUAACAGACUAAAAGCGUGCGGCACAACCGCUACGGAAAAGCGGCAACGCGGGAGCGGAUGGUGGAGAAGAAAUUGGAUCAUUUGGAUCAUUUUCCCUGUGGAACGGACGGUCAACAGAUUCAAAACGGAGAAAAUGGCACAGAAAGGUCAAGCCACUCCUAAAAGCUCGGGAUCCGCAUCGGAGAUAAACAGAUCUACGGGCUAUAACCCUAAAUGUCCGGACUGUUUACGGAAUAACAGAAAAGUCGAUAAGAAGUUCCCGUGCUACACAUGUGUUCACAGGUUGGGGGACCCACACAUCGUCUCACUCGUGGGACUUAUGGAAGCUAAACGCGGGAACAUGGAUGUCUUUCGAAACCUCAUCAGCGCGAGGAAUUACGGCAGCAUCCCAGUUGAAGAACGAAUGCUACUGGAGGAUCGUUACCGUGAAGCGAUCCAGAAUAACGAAAGCGGCUGGGACAAGACUUUGGAGCCGUUGAAAUGCCCACAAACGGACGCAUACCGAAAGAAAUUCGAGGAGGAACAGGAGAAGAUGCGGCGGCAACAGCUGGAGGAUGAACUCCGGGCGAAGAUCAAUGCGGCGAAUCAAAAGGCGAGCGAACAGGCCGCACGAGAGGCGCAGCCCAAUCCGUCGAGUUCGACUGUACCGACAGCCGGCCUCAAUGACGACGAAGCACAGCUGAUACGCCAGUCGCUCAUCAUUCAAAUCGACACGCUGACGAGUGAUCCGGCGGCCAUGCAACAAGACCUAUUUGAUGCGCUGUUACGGGAGAAAUUGAGACUGCAGAAGGGUUUCGCCCGGCACCAUACAUAAAGAAAGCAGUCGAAGAACGUAUGGAGGAGUUGCGUAAAUCCCGCCAGAACGAGAGUAACGUUCUCCAGGCGCUCAGAGGAUUUAGACGAGAUGACGUGUUUACACGACCCCGUUCGCCUCCGCAGAGGGAAAGGUCACGCGGACAUUCACGCGAACACGAGCGGACUUCUGAAAGACGAAGCGAAAGGUCACGUGAACACUCCCGGGAAAGGACACGGGAUUACCACAGCGAAAGGUCACGCGAACGUUCUCACGACAGAGAUUAUCGUGGCGGAAGAGGAUGGGUACGCCAUGGAAACGAGAUUACCGAGACAAGCAUCCAACGAAAAAUUGAUACGGCAAAGAUUUUAGCAGCGACUA
This is a messenger RNA of Paramacrobiotus metropolitanus, 1583 nucleotides long. RefSeq lists its product as uncharacterized. NCBI's taxonomy places the organism in Eukaryota, Metazoa, Tardigrada, Eutardigrada, Parachela, Macrobiotidae. The record is from RefSeq and is a predicted model, not a curated record. Bases 543 to 1223 code for a protein of 226 amino acids. The transcript has 2 exons.